Molecule: messenger RNA, 508 nt
Organism: Drosophila teissieri
Lineage: Eukaryota; Metazoa; Arthropoda; Insecta; Diptera; Drosophilidae
Product: pupal cuticle protein Edg-78E-like
Exons: 2
Coding region: 125-508 (127 amino acids)
Cellular component (GO): chitin-based extracellular matrix
Molecular function (GO): structural constituent of chitin-based larval cuticle
Source: RefSeq, a predicted model, not a curated record
GUCUGUGUCUGCAUGCUCUGUGUUGGCUUUGUCUUUGACUAUCGGAUCGGAGCACUAUAAAUAGUCAAUCGGGGGCCCAGAGUGACAGCAUUAGCCCCUCGGUCAACAAACCAGCAGCAGCAACAUGUACAAGCUCCUCCUCGUCGUCGCCCUCUUCGGAUGCGCCCUGGCCGCGCCACUGAACGAUGAUGUCAUCACCAAGUUCCUGGCCAACCAGGAUACGGACGGCACCUACGCCUACGACAUCGAGCAGGCUAGCGGUAUCCAGAUUAAGGAGCAGGGUCUUGCCGGCCACAAUGCUCAGGGAUCCUUCUCCUACACCUCCCCCGAGGGCAUUCCCGUCCAGGUGGUGUACACCGCCGACGAGUUCGGCUUCCACCCACAGUCCAACUUGCUGCCCACUCCCCCACCAAUCCCAGAGGAGAUCCUGCAAUCCAUCCGUUACAUCCAGGAGCACCCCACUCCCGAGGAACUGGCUGAUCGCGAAGUUCGCGCCCGUCAGAUCUAG